Achroia grisella is the source of this 2012-nucleotide messenger RNA. It is a transcript of the gene Ldh, whose product is annotated as L-lactate dehydrogenase-like. NCBI's taxonomy places the organism in Eukaryota, Metazoa, Arthropoda, Insecta, Lepidoptera, Pyralidae. Gene Ontology annotation, cellular component: cytoplasm. The transcript has 7 exons. Gene Ontology annotation, molecular function: L-lactate dehydrogenase (NAD+) activity. Gene Ontology annotation, biological process: carboxylic acid metabolic process. The record is from RefSeq and is a predicted model, not a curated record. Bases 81 to 1121 code for a protein of 346 amino acids.
CAUUGUACAUUGAAUAAGAAGUAUAGUUAUAAGUUCGCGAUUUAUUUUUAAUUUUCUUUUCGCAAUUGAUCUUUUCAAUUAUGCCUGGUAAUAGUUUUAAUGGAGUCAAUGGCAGCAGAUGUAAAAUGGCGACCGUCGACCAGCUGUUCCAGCCAAUCCAGCAACGGACCGAUGACACCGGGAGCAAGGUCACGGUUGUCGGUGUUGGUCAGGUGGGCAUGGCCGCCGUCUUCUCUAUGCUCACUCAGGGUGUUACCAACAAUAUCGCAUUGGUUGACGUCAUGGCAGACAAAUUGAAAGGGGAGAUGAUGGACUUGCAGCACGGGUCUGCUUUUAUGAGAAAUGCUAAGAUUCAAGCGAGUACAGAUUAUUCUAUAUCGGCGGGCUCAAAGAUUUGUGUAGUGACGGCAGGGGUACGACAGAGAGAGGGAGAGUCGAGACUCAACUUGGUGCAGCGUAACACAGAUGUAUUGAAAAUCAUUAUCCCGCAGUUAGUGAAAUACAGCCCCGACGCGAUAUUCAUUAUCGCCAGUAACCCAGUGGAUAUCCUCACCUACGUAACGUGGAAGAUCAGCGGUCUUCCAAAGCAUCGUAUCAUCGGUUCUGGGACCAAUCUGGACUCCGCGCGGUUCAGAUACUUGCUCUCGGAGAAACUCGGCGUCGCGACCACAUCGUGCCAUGGCUACAUCAUUGGAGAGCAUGGUGACAGUAGCGUGCCGGUGUGGUCUGGUGUUAACAUUGCUGGUGUACGUCUCAAUGACCUAAACCCAAAGAUUGGAACGGACUCCGAUCCUGAGAAUUGGAAGGAGACCCAUGAUAUGGUGGUGAAAAGUGCUUAUGAAGUCAUAAAAUUGAAGGGCUACACCUCCUGGGCUAUAGGUCUAUCGUUGGCUCAAUUGGCGCGCGCAGUUCUCUCUAAUGCAAACAGCAUCCACGCAGUAUCUACUUAUAUCAAGGGUGAACAUGGCAUUAAGCAGGAGGUUUUCCUGUCUCUACCGUGCGUGUUAGGACAAAAUGGCGUCUACGACGUCAUUCGUCAGCCUCUCACGGAGACAGAAUCUGCGCAACUGAGAAAAUCAGCCGAAUUAAUGGACAAAGUACAGGAAGGAAUCCAGUUUUAAGUAAAUUUAUAAUAAUUGAAAAUACUAUGAUAAAUCAUACAUGCAAUCAUCAUAUAUUGCGUUUUAAUCGUGUAUUUUCAAUAGAAUUUAUUGUUACUGCUCUUAUUUCUCACAAAAUAAUAUAUAAGCAUACAUACACAGGUAUAUCAUUUAUCUUUUUUAUUUGCAUCAUUCUAAAUUGAUGUUUGAUCUCUGUGUCCUAUUCUGAUAAUUUUUAAUGAUUUUAACAAAUAUAUUUAUUAUAAAAGGAUAUAACUACAUACAUUUAUAUCUGAAGUAAUUUGGAAAUUUAUUGUAAACUGUCACAAGGACAAGAUACCUACUUAUGUGGAAUAAUAACAUUUAAAUUUUUAUAGUUUUUAAUGUGUGUUGUAUUAGUUUAGGAAACCUGUUGUUUUAAAAUAUUUACGGUACGUUAAGAGGAACUGUUCUAAAUAUGCAUUUAAAACGCUUUUAGUAUUAUAUAAAUAACGUGAAACGUAUAAUAAAGCUUAAAUAUAAAGCAUUUUAGCUAUUUAUGUACUGGGUCUCGAACUUCGCGAUUAAUUGUUCGUUUGAAAGAUUUUUACAAUGUAGGUACAUAAAUAUCUAAAUAGUUUUCAUUGAGAUUUUUAUGAGUAAUCAAUCUAUUAUUUUAUAAGAAAUAUAUGUUAUUAAGAUUUGGCAAAAUGUAAGUGACCUUAAUGAAUCACUAAUUUUAUAAAGAUUUUUAUAAACUAUUAUUAAUUAGAACAAGAUUAAAAAAACGUGAUAAUUGUGUAAUUUGUGACUUUUAUACUUUAUAUUUCCUAAAGAUUUAUGAUUAAUUUUUGUGAUAAGACGUUUUUAUAGUAAUUGUCCAGUGUGUCUAUGCCUUAAUAAAUUAAUAAGCACAAAAAAUAUACAUAUGUG